Messenger RNA from Paraglomus occultum, 567 nucleotides. Lineage: Eukaryota; Fungi; Glomeromycota; Glomeromycetes; Paraglomerales; Paraglomeraceae. The record is from the annotation of a GenBank genome assembly.
AUGGAGCCGCAAAUCGUAUACUAUCCACGACCAGAAUACAUAGAAACGGAUACUGGAAACAAGGUCAGCCGUAAAAGUGUAAUAUGUGGCAGUCAGAAUAUAAUUCUAGGCGGUAAGACCAUAAUCCAGACUGACUGUGUGAUUCGUGGAGAUUUACGACGUACUGGUGUUGGGCAUGCAGUAGUAGUUGCCAUCGGAAGAUAUUGUCUCUUAUCCAGAGGCAGCAUAAUACGUCCACCGUAUAAAACAUACAAGGGAAUGUUCAGUUACUACCCGAUGAAGAUUGGUGACCACGUCACAAUUGGUGAAGGGAGUAUUGUGGAGGCGGCUACAAUAGGUUCCUUUGUUCAUAUUGGAAAAAAUUGCGUGAUCGGAAGAUUUGCCAUUAUCAAGGACUGCUGCCGUAUUGAGGAUAACACGGUAAUACCGCCGAAUACUGUCGUACCUUCAUUCUCCAUCUACGAGGGAUCUCCUGGCGUUUGUGUCGACGAACUCCCCGAGUGUGUCCAAGACUUGUACGAAUCGCAAACCAAAGACUUUUACACGAAAUUCCAACCUUCAAAUUGA